Messenger RNA from Hydractinia symbiolongicarpus, 3138 nucleotides. Its product is annotated as AP-2 complex subunit beta-like. Gene Ontology annotation, molecular function: clathrin binding. Bases 108 to 2936 code for a protein of 942 amino acids. The record is from RefSeq and is a predicted model, not a curated record. NCBI's taxonomy places the organism in Eukaryota, Metazoa, Cnidaria, Hydrozoa, Anthoathecata, Hydractiniidae. Gene Ontology annotation, biological process: intracellular protein transport; vesicle-mediated transport. Gene Ontology annotation, cellular component: membrane coat; clathrin adaptor complex. The transcript is spliced from 23 exons.
ACACAAUCCUUGUUUUGCAGUACUGUAUGUUAUAUAUUAAUAAAUAUUUAGAUCUAAAUAUUUAAAGGCUUGAAGCUGGAUUGCUGUGUUAUAAAUUACUUGUAACAAUGACAGAUUCAAAGUAUUUUACUACCACCAAGAAAGGUGAGAUCUAUGAGUUAAAGGCAGAAUUAAAUCAAGCUAAGAUGGAUCGCAAGAAAGAAGCAGUCAAGAAGGUUAUUGCUAUAAUGACGGUUGGCAAAGAUGUUAGUGCACUAUUUCCAGAUGUCAUCAACUGUAUGCAGACAGAUAAUUUGGAACUAAAGAAGCUAGUUUAUCUCUACCUAAUGAAUUAUGCAAAAACACAACCAGACAUGGCUAUUAUGGCGGUAAAUACCUUCGCUAGGGAUUGUGAUGAUCCAAACCCACUCAUACGUGCUCUCGCUGUUCGUACAAUGGGUUGCAUUCGUGUAGACAAAAUCACUGAAUAUUUGUGUGAACCAUUGCGAAAAUGUUUGAAAGAUGAAGAUCCAUAUGUGAGGAAAACAGCUGCAGUCUGUGUUGCCAAGUUGCAUGAUAUCAAUUCAACUUUGGUUGAAGAUCAAGGAUUUUUGGAAUUGCUUCGAGAUUUGUUGUCAGAUUCAAAUCCUAUGGUUGUGGCUAAUGCAGUUGCAUCACUCACUGAAAUUGCAGACUCAUCCCCCAGUGCUGUCCAAUAUUUUGAAAUGAACUCAGCUACCAUAAACAAACUAUUGACAGCAUUGAACGAAUGCACAGAAUGGGGCCAAAUUUUUAUUUUGGAUUCUUUGGCAAACUAUGUUCCAAAAGAUGAGAAGGAAGCACAAAGCAUUUCUGAACGUGUUACUCCAAGAUUGUCACAUGCUAAUGCAGCAGUCGUAUUGUCAGCUGUAAAGGUAUUGAUGAAGCUAAUGGAAAUGAUGACAACAGGAAAUGCAUUUGUUCAAAAUUUAGUGAAAAAACUUUCACCUCCCUUAGUGACCUUGUUAUCAGCUGAACCUGAAGUACAGUACGUUGCAUUGCGAAACAUUAAUUUGAUUGUCCAAAAAAGACCUGACAUCUUGCGAAAUGAAAUCAAGGCAUUUUUUGUGAAGUAUAACGAUCCUAUUUAUGUGAAGUUGGAGAAGCUCGAUAUUAUGAUCCGUUUAGUGUCUCAACAAAACAUUGCUCAGGUGCUGGCUGAACUGAAGGAAUAUGCAACUGAAGUUGAUGUUGACUUCGUUCGAAAAUCUGUCCGUGCAAUUGGUCGGUGUGCUAUUAAGGUCGAGCAAUCUGCAGAAAAAUGCGUGACAACUCUGUUGGAUUUAAUCCAAAACAAAGUGAACUAUGUGGUGCAAGAGGCUAUUGUUGUGUUGAAAGAUAUCUUCCGUCGAUAUCCGAAUAAAUAUGAAAGCAUUAUUUCAACAUUGUGUGAAAACUUGGACUCUUUGGAUGAACCUGAAGCUAGAGCUUCCAUGAUCUGGAUUAUUGGAGAGUAUGCUGAACGUAUUGACAAUGCUGACGAGCUGUUGACCACGUUUUUGGACGGCUUUUCAGAUGAAAACACUCAAGUUCAACUUCAGCUCUUGACAGCUAUUGUGAAACUGUUUUUAAAAAGACCGACAGAUACACAAGAGUUAGUACAACAAGUGUUAAGUUUGGCAACACAGGAUAGUGACAAUCCUGAUCUUCGUGAUCGUGGUUAUAUUUACUGGCGUCUUUUGUCAACAGAUCCUGCAGCUGCGAAGGAAGUUGUGUUGGCUGAAAAGCCACUGAUAUCGGAAGAAACAGAUUUGAUUGAACCGAGCUUGUUAGAUGAACUAAUCUGCCAUAUAUCGAGUUUAGCCUCUGUUUAUCAUCGUCCGCCAAGCUCUUUUGUUGCUGGUAAAACACCUGUCCGCCGUGCCACUCUUCCACCUCGUGCAGGUGGUUUGGAACAAGCAAAUGAACCAGAUGAGAUGGCAGCAACUAAUCUUGGACCAACUCCAACCUUGUCACAAGUCGCAGGAAAACCACUAGCCCCAGCACAAUCCCAACCGCCCACAUCUGACUCACUUCUCGGAGAUUUGCUUGAUAUGGGUUCCUCGUACAAUGCGCCUGUCCAACAACCAGCUCCGCCCAUGCAACAACCAAUGCCAGCUGUCGAUUUGCUUGGUGGUGACUUAAGUAUGCUCUCUACUCCAAUGCCGUCAGCACAACCUCCUAUUGGAAGCGGUGGUGGUCUUGGUGAUCUCUUCAGCAUGCAAAGUGCCCUUCCUAGUUCUGGUUACGUUCCACCAAAAACCGUGUGGCUCCCUGCUGCAAAAGGCAAAGGGCUGGAAAUAUCUGGAACAUUUUCUCGGCGAGGAGGACAAAUGUAUAUGGAUCUCACUUUCACGAACAAAGCCAUGCAAGGAAUGGGUGGUUUCGCCAUACAGUUCAACAAAAACAGUUUCGGUAUUACUCCUACUUUAUUGCAAGUUCAGUCACCGCUUUUACCUAAUCAAUCAGCUGAUACAUCUCUCCUGUUGAAUCCUGGCGGCCCGAUACAAAAGAUGGAACCAUUAAAUAAUCUUCAAGUCGCCAUCAAAAACAACAUCGACAUUUUUUACUUUAGCUGCUUAAUGCCUGCGAACAUUCUUUUUCUCGAAACUGGAACAAUGGAUCGUAAAAAGUUCCUAAGCACGUGGCAAGAGAUUCCAGGUACUAACGAAGUUCAAAACAACAUCACAGUGAAAGGUCUUAAUUCGGAAAGUAUACAAAGUUUGUUGGAGGCUAACAACGUGUUUACGAUUGCAAAGAGAACAGUUGAAGGCCAGGACAUGCUGUAUCAAUCCCUACUACUUUUAAAUCAGAUCUGGGUACUUUCUGAAGUCAAAAUUAUACCUGGUAACCCUGUAAUACAGCUAUCAGUUAAAACAACAGUAUUGGACGUCGUGCCCAUGAUCCAAAACAUCUACCAACAAGUUCUGCAACAAUGAAUCAAACCAGCUUAGAUUUUCUCACCAAUUAUUUUUUUUUAGUUUUCGCUUCUGUCCUAUUGCUUUCGAAUUAUAUGCAAUAUCAGUCAAACUUGAUAGACUUAAGUGUCACUCUAAUCCUUUUUGUAAUUCGUAUUGUUUUAGACUUUAGUCAAUAUUUUUUUGGAUGUAGAAUUAUUGUGAAAUAUAAAAUGUGGGAUUA